CCACUCACUCACUCACUCACUCACUCAUAUAUUCCCCCGUCUCUCUUCCCUUCCCUUCGCCUUUACAUUACAUCUCUCUCUUUUUCUCUUUACACUCCUCUCCCUCUGGUUUUUGUGUUAGGUAAUGUAGAUUGUGUGUGUCAGAAACUGAAUUCUUCUUUUGUCUUUCCCAGAUCUCUCUCUCUCUCUCUUUCUCUCUUUGUAGUUUGUAGUUUGCAGAACACAACAGGUCCCCCUUUUCUAAUUUGUGUCAGAAAACCAAAUCUUUCUGUCAGAAACCAUUCUUUCCUCGUCUCUCUUGAUCCCAUCGUCCUUAAAUUUCCAUACCCACAACACACUUUCUAUAUAACCCACAUCCUCAUCCCUCCCCUCAAAAACAAAAAGAAACUAAAAUUUUCACCUAAAAUUGUCUCCAUGAAUUCAUAUUCUCCAAGCAGUACAUUAAAAUCUAGGUUCACUAGAAGGUUCCUUCGAGCUCUGAUGAAGAUAAAUAGUGGACAACAAACUGCUUCUCCUCGCGACGUCCAUCGAAGAUAUCGGAGGGUCAGGAUUGCAGCUGAUAAAUCCUUGGCUUUGGCUGUUGGGUCAAGGAGAUCAUGGAGUAGGGCAUUGCUUUGCAAGAUCAGAACCCAAAAACGACGUCACCGGCGGCGCUGUGCUUCAACCAGAAGGAUUAGUAGUACUACUAGUACCCAAAGAGAGAAGUGUUUGGGUUUGAAAGGGAAAUCAAGAGAGUUGCAAAAGCUGGUGCCAGGAAGUGAAGGUAUGGAUUUGUGUAGUUUGUUGGAUGAGACUGCUCACUACAUCAAGUGCCUUGCCACACAAGUACAGGCCAUGAGAUGUAUUGCUCAUUCUUGUAACUCUCCUUAAUCGACCGAGCAGUCUUGCAUAACUCAGUUUUUAGUUUAUCUCAGAUAUGAGAUAUUCCAAAUGUUAAGACGAACGUACACGAUUUCAUAUACAUCACGUGCGUGCAUAUUAAUAUUUGGGAUAGUUGAGACAAAAAAUAUCGAGAUCUUUAGUAUUUUUGUAAUUGACUUGUACCUAGCUACUAUUACAUACACCUACUAUUACAUAUACAUACAUAUAUAUAUAUAUGGUAUGGCGAGAUGUGUAGUUAAUUUGUAUUUUGUGUAUGAAAAUAAAGUGAGUUUUUGCAAUUCAA
Tripterygium wilfordii is the source of this 1165-nucleotide messenger RNA. RefSeq names its product transcription factor IBH1-like. The record is from RefSeq and is a predicted model, not a curated record. Gene Ontology annotation, biological process: regulation of DNA-templated transcription. Bases 415 to 870 code for a protein of 151 amino acids. NCBI's taxonomy places the organism in Eukaryota, Viridiplantae, Streptophyta, Magnoliopsida, Celastrales, Celastraceae. The transcript has a single exon. Gene Ontology annotation, molecular function: protein dimerization activity.